Lactuca saligna is the source of this 2995-nucleotide messenger RNA. The record is from the annotation of a GenBank genome assembly. Lineage: Eukaryota; Viridiplantae; Streptophyta; Magnoliopsida; Asterales; Asteraceae.
AUGAGAGUUACCACCGGUGUCCCGUUAAGGGCCCCUUUAUGGCCUAUAGUCAUCGCAUUAACCGUCUUUGGUGUUGCUAACCUUAUAGCUGUCUCGGCUGAUCCUUAUAUCUAUUCUUCACCACCACCACCAUAUCUGUACAAGUCCCCACCACCACCGGUGCAUUCACCACCACCACCAUAUCUGUACAAGUCCCCACCACCACCGGUGCAUUCACCACCACCACCAUAUAUGUACAAGUCUCCACCACCACCGGUGCAUUCACCACCACCACCAUAUUUGUACAAGUCUCCACCACCUCCGGUAAAAUCACCACCACCACCAUAUCUGUACAAGUCUCCACCACCACCUGUGCAUUCACCACCACCACCAUAUUUGUACAAGUCUCCACCUCCACCGGUGCAUUCACCACCACCACCAUAUUUGUACAAGUCUCCACCACCUCCAGUUAAAUCACCACCACCACCAUACUACUACAAGUCUCCACCUCCACCGGUGCAUUCUCCACCACCACCUUACUACUACAAAUCCCCACCGCCACCAACAAAGUCUCCCCCACACUAUUACUACACUUCUCCACCACCACCAAAAUCCUACUACCCCGUACCUUACCCUCACCACAAGAAACUCAUCGUAAAGGUCGUUGGCAAAGUUUACUGCUACAGCUGCUAUGACUGGAAAUACCCAAUUAAAUCACACGCCAAGCAUCACCUCAAAGAUGCUGUUGUUGAAAUUACUUGCAAGGCUAUUGGCCAGAAAGAAAUUUUUGCAUAUAGAAAGACUAAGAUCAAUGGCAAAUAUGCAAUUACGGUUGACGGUUUAGACUAUUCCAAGUAUGGAGGAGCAAAAGCUUGUACCGCUAAGCUUCAUAUGGCACCAAAAGGAACCAAAUGUAAUAUUCCAACAAAUCUUCAUGGUGGUUUGAAGGGUGCCGUGCUAAAGGUCAAAUCCAAAAAUGCUUAUGAGGUUGUCCUUGAGGCUGAACCAUUUGCAUAUGCUCCUAAGACUCUAUCUACGCUUUGUGAGAAGCCAAAGCCAAAACCAGAGCCCACUCCUUCUCCAUAUUAUUACAAAUCUCCACCACCACCGCCACCCACUUACUUGUACAAGUCUCCCCCUCCACCCGUUAAGUCUCCUCCGAUAUAUCACUACACUUCACCCCCACCCCCUAAGAAAUCACCACCUCCUCCAUACCACUACACAUCACCCCCACCACCCAAGAAAUCACCACCUCCCCCAUACCAUUACACAUCUCCUCCUCUACCGGUUAAAUCUCCACCACCACCAUACCACUACACUUCCCCUCCACCACCAGUGAAGACUCCUACCAAGUACCACUACACAUCACCCCCACCACCUAAGAAAUCACCACCUUCCCCAUACUACUACAAAUCACCUCCACCACCGGUUAAAUCUCCACCCCCACCUUACCAUUACACUUCACCACCACCACCAGCGAAAUCUCCACCACCACCAUACCAUUACACUUCACCACCACCACCGGUGAAGUCACCACCCCCACCUUAUCACUACACAUCACCUCCACCACCGGUGAAGUCACCACCCCCACCUUAUCACUACACAUCGCCUCCACCACCAGUGAAAUCUACGCCACCGCCAUACCAUUACACAUCGCCUCCGCCUCCUGUUAAGUCACCACCUCCUCCAUACCACUAUACAUCACCUCCACCACCAGUGAAAUCGCCUCCCCCACCAUAUCACUACACUUCACCACCUCCACCCGUGAAAUAUCCACCGCCACCAUACCAUUACACUUCACCUCCACCACCUGUAAAAUCCCCUCCACCGCCUUACCAUUACACAUCACUACCACCACCAAUGAAAUCUCCACCCCCACCAUACCACUACAGUUCACCUCCUCCACCGGUAAAAUCCCCUCCACCACCAUACCAUUACACAUCACCCCCACCCCCCGUGAAAUCUCCACCACCCUCAUACCAUUACACCUCACCUCCACCACCAAUUAAGUCACCACCACCACCAUACCACUAUAUAUCACCACCACCACCGGUUAAAUCCCCACCACCACCUUACCAUUAUACAUCACCUCCACCACCCAUGAAAUCUUCACCUCCUCCAUACCAUUACACCUCACCACCACCACCAGUUAAGUCCCCACCACCACCAUACCAUUACACCUCACCUCCUCUACCAACUAAGUCCCUACCACCACCAUACCACUACACAUCGCCUCCUCCACCAGUUAAAUCUCCACUACCACCGUACCAUUAUUCUUCACCUCCACCACCAGUUAAGUACCCACCAGCACCAUACCAUUACACAUCACCUCCACCACCUAUGAAAUCUCCACCACCUCCAUACCACUACACCUCUCCACCACCACCAGUUAAGUCCCCACCACCACCAUACCACUAUACAUCACCUCCACCACCAGUUAAAUCCCCACCUCCACCUUACCACUAUACCUUUCCCCCACCACCAGUUAAGUCAUCACCGCCACCUUACCACUACACAUCACCUCCACCACCUGUGAAAUCUCCACCACCUCCAUACCAUUACACAUCACCCCCACCACCGGUUAAGUCACCACCACCUCCUUACCACUACAUAUCUCCCCCUCCACCACUAAAAUCACCUUUUUCGCCCAUACAACCAUGUUUUUUUACUGCGAGUUUAAUUAAGAAGGUUCCUUAAGGGGAUGUUUCAAAAGUUGUUCAUCCACAACCAUUCCAUUUCAAUAAGUUCCUAAAUGAUACACUGAACUUCAUCAAUCUUUUUGUUACAAAUAUUUCUUUUCCACAUCAUCCUUGUGGUUCAUCCUAUCCUUGAAAAAAGAGCUUGAAGGGUUAUAUAAUGGAAACGUAAAAACAAAAGUACAAUUGUUUGUCGCCCGAAGAGGGUGAUAAGAGUAUUGUAGCUUUAAUAUUUUUCUUUUCAAGUUUCUUAUUUCUAUUGUAUAAAGGAUAACUGAUGGUUCUUUUUAUUUUUAUAUAUUAUUGGGGUAAUCUUCUGA